AUGAAUGAAAACAUCGCUGACAAGGGCAAUCAGGCCAACAAGGCCAUUGAAGAUACCGCCAUGACCGAUGAAGUCAAGCCCACUGAGGACGGAGCCAAGGGUCCUGUGCAACAGAAGAAGAAGAAGAAACACUCGCAGGCCUACUAUGCCCGGAGGAGAACGCAGGAAUACAAAGACCAGCGCCAGGAGCGCCGUCGUCUCCGCGAGGCAGGAAUUGAAGUUGUAACCACCCCCCCCCCCCCCCCCCCCCCUCGCCGCGUGCGAGACCCUGCCCUCCCUCCAAAGGCCAAGCGGCCGUACCGGCGCCCCGGUCGUAGAAGGGCCAACAAGGCAAAGAAAGCUGCCGCAGAAGCCGCCAAGAAGGAGGCCGAGGAAGCCCCGGAGACACCCGCAGCUGCAAGCACCUCCCCCACCUCCGACACUCAGCCCAAGGAUCUUGAGACGCGCAUCGUAUCUCAGACUGAAGAUGAGGAUAUGGAAGAUGCCGAUAUGGAGAAUGAUAAUGAUGAUGUUGAGAUGGAUCUAGGCCCGGCGGUCAUCAUGAAUCUCGUCCUUCGGGAAAAGACCUCCUGCUAA
Messenger RNA from Penicillium vulpinum, 576 nucleotides. RefSeq lists its product as uncharacterized. Bases 1 to 576 code for a protein of 191 amino acids. The transcript is spliced from 3 exons. Lineage: Eukaryota; Fungi; Ascomycota; Eurotiomycetes; Eurotiales; Aspergillaceae. The record is from RefSeq and is a predicted model, not a curated record.